AUUUGCCCCCUCCCCUCUCUCUUUUUUCUCAUAUCUAAAAAUCAUUUUCCCCUGCCCCUUCUCUUCCCAUUUCCACAUCUCCAAUCUAACACUACAAUUUUACAUACAAUUACUUACCAUAUUUGGAUAUUUCUUCUCUUUACUCGACGCCGCUCGCUCUCUCGCUCUCUCUCCAACAAGAACAUCUCUUGCAUACAUUUGGAAUGGUUUGUUCACCAAUUCAUCUCUUUCUUUGUUCUGUUUUCUCUUGUUUUGACAAUAUCUACACUUGAAAUUCAAACCAUUUUUUGUUUUUCUUUUUUACCAAAUUAAGAUUUUCUAAAAUUGGUUUUCAUUGAUUCGGCAAACCAUUUCCAAAUCCUGCUCGUAGCAGGAGGUUUACUGCACCAGACUGGCCUUUUUUGGCAAGCCAUUUCCAAUUAUAUUAAAGAGUUUUUGAGUUUUUUUUCACUCUGAACUCAAGAGAGCGAGCGGCGAAUUGUGAGUAUUCUUGCAAUGGCUGCACCAGAGGACAGUGGCAAAUCCAUGAUGGCAAUGGCGGAAGAACAUAUUGAUUUUGAUGACAACACCUUUGAAAGACAACAAAGGAGGCCAGUUUUUGAAGAAGCUUCCAUGUCUAAUAGGCGUUUCAAGAAAAUCAAGAGUCCCGAACGCCACGCCUAUUCUCAAUCCUCUGUUCCGCAAUCGCCUUCUCAAUCUUCCGUUACUUAUAACAAUCCAACUUCCAUGGCAUUUCCUCCUCCUCCAUCAUCGUCAAGGCUCGUCUUCCCUUUUGCUUAUGACGGGACACAGCAGUCCAACGCGACGCCUAUGUUUCACCCACAGCAACAAAAUCAGCAGCAAAUGAUCUCAUUUUCGCCUCCACAAUGUCUUUACCCUCCGUAUUUCGCAGGAGAGUUAGGACCAUCGCAGAAUCAGCAGCAACUUUUGCAGUAUUGGAACGAAACGUUGAAUUUAAGUCCGAGGGGAAGAAUGAUGAUGAUGAGCAGAUUGGGGCAGGAUAGCAGGGGAUAUUUUAGGCCUCAGCAGUUACAGGUACAGCCUAUUUCCGCGACGAAGUUAUACAGAGGAGUGAGGCAGAGACAUUGGGGAAAAUGGGUAGCUGAAAUUCGUCUUCCUAAAAACAGGACGCGUCUUUGGUUAGGUACUUUUGACACAGCCGAAGAUGCAGCCAUGGCUUAUGACCGCGAGGCAUAUAAGCUAAGAGGAGACAAUGCUAAGCUCAAUUUCCCCGAACUCUUUAUUGGUAAAGACAGAGGAGAAGCAUCUACAGCAACUAACUCAUCUCCGUCUUCUCCAAUUACCCCUCAUGAAUCUUCACUGCCUCAGCAAAUUUCCGAAAGUGUUGAAUUACAACCUAUAAACAAUGAACUACUGCCUCCGCCUCUGCCCCCACCCCCACAGCCACCACCAGAAGGUGAUAACCACGACGAGGAGUCAGCAAUUGGAUCUAGUGAGGUCACUACUAGUGAGAAUCUCGAGAGUUUCGGUGUGAUAGAAGGUUCUGCGUCGUCGUCACAAUCAUCUGAAUUAGUAUGGGGUGAUAUGGCUGAGGCUUGGUUCAAUGCAAUACCAGCAGGUUGGGGUCCAGGUAGUCCAGUUUGGGAUGAUUUGGACGCGAAUAAUAACCUCAUGUUUCCACCUAGUCUUCAUUUUGGGAAUUUCCAUCAGCCGGAGCCUCAUAAUCCUGAUCCUCAUCAGCAUCAUGAUAAUACUAAUAGAGAUCCAUCUUCACCUUCAUGUCCCAUGAGGCCUUUCUUUUAGGUUCAACUUUUCUCAUACAUUUGUCCCAUUACGAUUUAGGGUGUUGCAUACCAUUUCAAGAUUAGGAAACAGACUCUGACUCUUAUGGUCUGGCCCUUCCCCGGAUCCUAUGUGCAUAGCGGGAGCUUAGUGCACUAGGAUGUCUUUUAUACCAUUUCAGGAUUCACAGUUCCCUUUGGCCAUAGGAGAUUCUUUUUAGAUAAUCUCCGUGGAUUCAUUCACCGAUUGAAUCUUUCUGGCCAGGCACGUGAGUUCAUAUACCAUCUUCAUUCAUCUCUUUUCUCACUCAUUGCAGUUUUUAUCCUGCAAUAGGAGAGCCCUUUCUUUGGACCCUCUUCCUCUUCAUCCACCCUACUUUUGUCAUAUCUGCAAUGGCUGCAUAUUUAAAGCCUUCUCUUGCAGUGACAACUUCCUAUUUUUACUUGUUUACUAGUAUUUUCAUACAUAUGUAUCACAUUUAGUGAGACCAUAUGCUAGUAGAGUUGGUGUCCUUAUAUUUUUCUCAUAUGCAGUAGUUAAAUUGUCCUAGCAUAAACGUCGAGGGAGACAGUUUUAUGAUCUACUCUUGAUUGUCCCUCCAUCACGAGCUCAUUUUUUAUUCGCGAGGAUGGAGGAAGUUGAAGUGUAGUCUGUAUAUGUAUUGAUCUUCACUUCAGAUUAUAUGUUGUAAUUUGUUUGUUGUUU
This is a messenger RNA of Capsicum annuum, 2448 nucleotides long. RefSeq names its product ethylene-responsive transcription factor ERF054. Gene Ontology annotation, molecular function: DNA binding; DNA-binding transcription factor activity. The record is from RefSeq and is a predicted model, not a curated record. The transcript has a single exon. The coding region runs from base 496 to 1764 and encodes 422 amino acids. Gene Ontology annotation, biological process: regulation of DNA-templated transcription. Lineage: Eukaryota; Viridiplantae; Streptophyta; Magnoliopsida; Solanales; Solanaceae.